AUGAUUGAAGAAAAAUUCAAAGGUUUACAACUUCGUCCUUUAAUAGCAGAGGAUGGUAAUAAUUUUCCUAAUAUGGAUUACAAGGUCAAAUUAGCAACAGAUAUCAAUAAAAUUGAUGAAUAUUAUGCUGAUAAACCUGUACAGAGGAUGUACUACUAUCCUUGCCCUACUCCCCAAGAUGUUCUAGUUGAAGAACAUGAGCAUAUAAUUACGAACAGUUAUAGUGGUAAAGAAAUCUAUGAAUGGAACAUAGAUGGUUAUAGUGAAAGACAGAUUUAUUGCUGGUGGGAUAAUUAUUUAACCCCAGAACAGCGUGCUACCAUCUUGAAUUCUGUAAAACAAGAAGGAACUGAACAAGAACCAGUUUUGGUUUAUACUAUUGUCUAUUCAUUAGUGCUCAAUAUUGUAGAACAUUUUUCUGGAAGAUGGUUUGAUAAUAAUGAAACCAUUAGAACCAUGCUUCAGAAUUUAAGAUGCAAAACCCUCACCUCAUUAAGGUGGUAUAAGGAUGUAUUCCUUUGUCGGGUUAUGGAAUUACCCGAGUGUAAUGACUCUCUUUGGAAAUCCAAAUUUAUAGAUGGAUUACCCGCCUUUUUGCAGAAAGAGUUAGAAAAGCUCUUAGGAAAGGGGAAGCUAGCAUCAACUAUGAUAGCUAUACUUAUGAAUUGUAAAGUCAAGGAGAAGAUUAAGGGCCUUGAUAGUGAUGAUGACCUAAAAGAAUCGUUAUACAAAAUUUUAUUAAAUUCAAAACCAGAAGAUUCUGGUAUUGAGUCUGACAAAUCAGAGGACUCUUCAUCAGAUGAAGAUCUUAGAGUUCUUGAAAAUGAGAAUUAUACCUCUACCUGUUCAGAUGAAGAAUGUGCACCAUGUCAAAUGGGACGGCCCUGUACUAGCAAGGGUAAUAGAGAAGAAGAUGAGUUUUAUAAUCUCUUUUCUCAAUUCCAAGAGACCAAUAUCAAUGUUUUAGAUGGUAAUAACCUAGUGGAUUUGUUAAAACUUAUUAAAGAUCCAGAGCUUAGGUCCCAAAUUAUUGAUAAGGUGAAUGAAGCACCUAACAAAUCAGAAAUUCAGACUGGUGCUCGAAUACAGGAAUCAACAGGUCCUUAUACCAUGACAGAAGUUAAAAGACUUCUUCAAGAAAGGAGAAAUAUUAUAAGUACUUCAGCCACUACUCAGGAUUUAGAAAAAGAGAUUGAUAAUCUCAAAAAGGAGAUAUCUAUCCUCAAAAGGCAUAAUGUUAUUCUAGAUGAAAGAAUUUCUAGAAUUGAGGGCAGAGGAAAAUAG
This is a messenger RNA of Lycium ferocissimum, 1284 nucleotides long. RefSeq lists its product as uncharacterized. The record is from RefSeq and is a predicted model, not a curated record. The transcript has 3 exons. Lineage: Eukaryota; Viridiplantae; Streptophyta; Magnoliopsida; Solanales; Solanaceae. Bases 1 to 1284 code for a protein of 427 amino acids.